Molecule: messenger RNA, 1593 nt
Organism: Suillus subaureus
Lineage: Eukaryota; Fungi; Basidiomycota; Agaricomycetes; Boletales; Suillaceae
Product: cytochrome P450
Exons: 13
Coding region: 1-1593 (530 amino acids)
Molecular function (GO): monooxygenase activity; heme binding; oxidoreductase activity, acting on paired donors, with incorporation or reduction of molecular oxygen
Source: RefSeq, a predicted model, not a curated record
AUGAGUCCCCUCCAAUCCUUCUUUGCGCUCAUUCCACUAGAACUACCUAGUCUGCGCAUCCCUGACAACACGCAGCUCAUCCUCAGUGCUGUGGCUUGUCUUGGUGUGGUAAGAGUAAUUUUCUGGGCUUACAGCCCUAACUCAAAGAGUGGCCUUCCUCUUCCGCCUUCCCCUCCCACUUGGAGACUUCAAGGGCACCUCCUGCCUCUUCACAAACCAUUCCUCACCAUAGCAGGAUGGAUUGACGAAUACGGUCCUCUGAUUACUAUUCGAUCAAGAUUUGAGCGGAUUGUUAUUAUCGGCCGUUACAAAGCCGCUGUGGAAAUUAUGGAGAAUCAAGGCAAAUUUCUAGCUGAUCGUCCUCCCAUGAUUGCUGCUGGAGAAAUGUUUAGCGGCGGAAUGAGCAUUGCCUUUAUACCUUUCGUGGACCGGUUCCGUCGCAUGCGUAGAGCUCUUCAUUCUCAUCUCCAACCUAAAGCAGCUGAGGCCUAUCAACCACUGCAGAUGUCACACGCGAAGAACGUAGUUCUUGGCGUUCUUGAUAAUCCACACAACGUCCGGCACCAUGUGGUAACUUAUGCUGCGACAACAAUUAUGAAAAUUGCAUUUGGGAAGAAUACGCCCACGUCUGCGACUGAUUCCGAAGUCAUUGAGAUGCAUCAAAUGGUCGGGAUGGUCGGUAGAAUCUUGCGCCCUGGUGCUUACUUGGUGGACUCGAUUCCAUGGCUUAGAUACCUUCCUUGGUAUGGCCGAGACUUGAAACUAUGGUUUGAGAGGGCGAAGAAGCUCAAUCUUGGCUUGCUAAACCGUGUGAGGGAGCAAAUGCAGAGCAAUGAGGAUAUCGGCCCUUCGUUCGCGAAAUAUAUGCUAGAAAAUAGUCAAUCCUAUGGUUUGGCCGAGACCGAGGUGGCCUUUCUUGGUGGUGCCUUUUUUGGAGCUGGAUCAGAUACGACUUCUGCCUCGAUAUUUACGGUGCUCAUGGCAGCCGCAUAUUUUCCCGAGGAGCAAGCUAAAGUUCAGGCCGAGCUCGACGCGGUCACCGGAAGGCACCGAGUGCCGACCUUUGCAGACCAAGGGUCCCUUCCUCGCCUGCAAGCAUUCAUCUCCGAGGCUUUGAGAUGGCGACCUGUAGCUUCUACCGGAUUGGCUCACCGAACAACCAAAGAGCCACUUGCACAAAUGAUGAUUUGGUCCAAUCAGGAAAACUAUUGCAUUCCAGCUGGGACUACGGUGUUCGGCAACCAUUGGUCUAUCUCUCGGGAUCCAGAUGUCUACCCGGAGCCUUAUGCGUUCAAGCCUCAACGCUGGAUUAACGAGCAAGGUGGCUUGAGAGACGAUUUGAAAUUCUUUAUCUACGGCUUUGGUCGACGCGUAUGCCCCGGUCAACAUGUCGCGAAUAGAUCAGUGUUCAUAACCGCCCUCCUUAUUAUAUGGGCGUACAAGCUUACUCUGGAUCCUACGAAGCCAUUAGAGAGCAUGGGGUUCAUGGCCGGCUCGGUGCCAGAUGUCCUGCCAUGCACAUUAGAGUUUGAGAAGAGGAUUCCGGAAACGGAGCUCAGGAACAUGAUGCAGCAUUAUCCUGAGGUCGUGUGA